Bactrocera oleae (olive fruit fly) is the source of this 9945-nucleotide messenger RNA. The record is from RefSeq and is a predicted model, not a curated record. NCBI's taxonomy places the organism in Eukaryota, Metazoa, Arthropoda, Insecta, Diptera, Tephritidae.
CGUCAAUUCCUAACAAACAGAGGCCUAUCGGUCGCCUAUUUUGCUUUUCAUACUUGUUUCACCUAUGUUUUUUGCCAAACAGGAAAUAACCGCUGCUUUCUCUUCGCUUAAAGAAUUUAUUGAAAUAUGCUCUAAAGGAAACUACCGAACUCUUGCGCUCAAAUGCAUUUACCGAGUGAAUACGCAUCAGUGAUUUUUAUUGCCAAAAUUUCGCAUAAAUAUUCGUAUACAAAGCCAUGUUUCUACCCACUGAAAUACACAUACAUUUGUAAGCACACACACAAUUGUACAUGCGUGAAUUACGAAGGUAACGAAGCGAAUUCAAGUUGAAUGUGUUCCUUUGCUGUAAAACCUGGGUGAGUGAGUCUAUGAGCCCAUUAUUGUAUGUGUGGCUUAGCAGCACUCUAGCUAGUGUGAUUUUACUGCUGCUCAAAUAAUUUACGAAAUUCCAAUGUAACAUUUGAAACCAACUACCACAUAAACAAUUUCAUAAUUUUCACAAAAUGCCACUCGGUUUAUGUAAUUUAAUUCAGUGGCAGUAUAAAAAUAUGAUUAGAGAAUUCUUUAAGUAGAUCAGCUAAUGGAUUUCAGGUUACUUAUAUGCCUUGCAGAUUCAAAAAGUGCAAACAAAAAAUGCAUGCCUACAGGGUUCUGUAUAAAUGUAUAAAAAAUUAAAGACUUAAAGCACAAAGGUGAAAAACAUACGCAUUUAUUUCAACACAACUGUAAAGAGCAUGUAUCGUGUUUUCCAAUAGGGUUAUAUGAUUUCUUAGUGUCGUUUCGGCCAUUUUUAACAUGGCAAUAUCUGUAAUUUUUUUCUUUGUAUUCAGUAAUGUUUACAAUUUCUUCAUGAAAAGAUAUACGCAAGAAAACCGUUUACAAAUUAUUCAAUUUUAUUAUCGAAGUAAUCGCUCUCCAAUUGCAACUUUUCGUGCGCUUUUGCCAUUUUAUGGUCGUAAUAAUCGUCCACCUAUGCUCACUAUUCGUCGCACUGUUGAAAAUUAUAAGUUCCAAUAAGACAAAGAACCGCUGGACGUAUUGGAAAUAUUGCUGUCAUUCAGGCAAGUGUUGUUGAAGACCACAAUUGAUCGAUUACAAGCCGUUAUCAAGAAUUGGGACUGUCUCAAACCGCAACUCACUUAAGAACUGAAGCCAUAGUUUUAUUAAAAAAAUCUUCUUCUUCGAUAAAGCUCACUUUCAUCUGAGUGGGGCGGUAAAUAAAAAAAGUUCAAAAGUUGAAAGUGCUAUUCAAGAUAUACGACUUCAUUUAGUAGAAAAAUUACUUCUCGAAUUCAAUCUUGCAAAAGAAGUCGUGGGUGCCACUUGAAUGAUGUUAUGUUCAGAAGUUAAUUGUAUCGAUUGUACUUCACAUUAAUUAAAAAACAUUUGAAUUUCCUUAACAAUUAGUGUGUGUUUGUUUUAAAUAAAAUCAUUUCACUCUUAUUGGAAAACCCUGCAAAUAUCUAGUCUAAUGUAUAUUACCAAAGUAGCUAAACAAGUAAUGGAAACAUUUUGCGACUGACUAUUAAAUACUGCUUGCGUUUUUUGUAUCGUCUGUUCCUCUGUUAUCAUCGAGCAAAUCAAAACUACUAUUUUUGGACUACAAAUACUGAUUUGUGUUCUUUACUUUUAAUGCGUAUCUAAUUUUGGAAUCUUAUUUUAGACAAGCAUGACUAUUAUGAUGGUUUGUUGUCAUUAAGUGACAUGAUGGAACUUCAUAGAAACUUAGAUACAAACAAAUAUUCCACACUUUGAACCAUAAUUCCAAAUGGUUAUUUAAAUGAAGUAGCAAAAGUUUUUUGAACUUACAAAAAAAGUUUAUAUUUUUAUGGUUAAAACAAUCUUUUUCGCUAAAUUUAUUCCUGCACGCGCACAGCGGCUUACCGACUAUGCUGGGCCCCAAUUUCGCCACUCAAUCAAAAGCAUGUGUGUGUGUGUGCGUUCGAGCAGACAUGUCAUAUUUAAGCAAAACUUAACUGUCGCAACCGAAGUUCUCUGCCUGCCUUUCUCUCACGCACCAUCUCAGCCGCCAGUUCCUUUUACAGCGAAGUAAGGUUUUCGCACAUUAAACACGUUUCUGUAGUAAAAGAAAAAAUGACAAAAACAACUAUUAAAGAGAAAUCGAGAGGAAGCAAAUGACAAAUAAAUUAUGGGAAAAGUAAUUUGACCGCCGGUCCAUUCAUCACUUUCUGAUGAACAAAACUGUCAUUUUACUUAUUUUAUACUGAUGAAGCUUUGAGUGCGGGCGAUGGCGCGCAUAGAGGCAACUUAAAUGUCGAGCCUCCUUAAAGAGGUAAUCGUCUGCAUGAAAUUAUGCUUUCUUGUUUUUCAGGAUUGGCUGACAGACCCAAGUUUACCCGAAAAGUUAAUACACUAAUACCAGCAGUUAUCAGUGCGAAGUCAUGAAGUCAAAAUCCUAAUAAAAAUUAUCGUUUAUGUAUUAUACAUGUAAGUGAACUCAUAAAGGAAAGUUGAAUGUGGCGGUCUUCCAUUAAAAUAAGCACACAUAACAACUUUAGACGGCGGUCGCACAUAUCAUUUAAUUUUUAAGGUUAUGCGUAUGCAGUUACACUUAAUAAGUAGUCUUAACCAUGUAUACAUGUGUGCUCAAGUGUAUGCGUUUGUUCACAAAAAUUCACGCUUUUGCUGUUUCUCUCAUUGACUUGCAAACAAAUUUCUCCAACUGCAAUCAACUACACUCAGACUUUAGGCAUUAAAUUUCUUUGCUUUAAGGCUUUGAGGGAAGUCAAAGUAAAAUGUUGUUGGUUAGAAGCAAGUGACGAGACAAAUCCAGAUAAUUAAUGCGGUUGAUGGCAAACGCAAGAGCAAAUGAAAAUUCAGCAACUGCAAAGCGCAAAGUACGAAGAAAAACAUAAAAUAGAUUAGGAAAAUCUAAUAGUAGAACGGUUAGGUGUUAUAGCGUGCGUACUACUAUACCGAAGGAGCGGGUCCGAAAACAGCUUGCAAUCGUCAUGAAAUAAGUUUGCUCUACGGCUCGCCUUUCGGCAAGCACAGCAAGCCGUGUAUAUUUCUGACUUAUUAAGAUGUGCAUCUUAUAUUUAGAAUUUAUCGCACGUUCGGACGCGGCCCCUACAUCUUGUUGGUUUACUUCAAGACGCACAACGAAAACAAGAUCGGAAGUUCGGCCAAGCAUCUGCCGAAAGCAUUAACGCCAGUCACACAUGCAUACAAAUACACAUACAUAAGCACAUAUUUAAUUUAAGAUCUAGUCGAAACAUUCCAAGACGGAUGUUUUUCUUUUUGAAGCGUUGCUGUCUACAACAAUACUGUUGGGUAAUGUUUUUUUUUAAAUAAAAUUUAAUAAUAAUAUUUUUCUAUAGUAUCGCUUGUACAUGUGUUUAGUUGUAUUCGCCAAGGGAAAGACUCAAAUAACCAACCAGCAUCCUUUGCUGGUGGUAAAAAAAUAAAAACCCAAAUUUAACUGCUUCACCAUGAACUUGAUACUAUUUCGCCAUCUGCAUAGCCUGAGGUCAAUGUUAAAAAUAUAAUAUACCAGUCUUGUUUUCAUGAAUGAAAUGCCAAAUCCACAGGUGGUCUUCUUAUAAAUUCCAUACAAAAUUUCGUUUGCUUUAUGCAAAGAAUGAAUCGAGAUUUGUCUUGAUUUUUGUCUUCAGUGGCGCUCUUUUUUGACCAAAUGACUGUACAUGCGCAUUACCUCAGUUCCACAAUUCAUUCGCUUGCUAGCCGCUUUUUUUGGUGCAGCAGACAAUAUUCAUACAGAGCCUUAGAAGCUGUGCGGCAGUGAAGACAUUGCGGCUUGUCAGAAAAUACAAACUGCGACCAGAGCGUGUAUUUUCGGCGAAAAUACGAUAUUUAUGAAAUAACGGGAUUAUCUAUCAAAAUACUAAAUUAAAUUUACUUGCAUCUCAUUGGCUUCUUGCUUGUCGUCUCUUCACUUAUCUACUUAGCGGUGGUUAAGUAACACUCUGUCAAAAAACAAUUAAUUAAUUCAACUUUUUAUAAUAAUUUAUAUUGAUAUUAUUUUUUACCACUGCAACAAUGUUUAUACCAUACAUAUGUAGAACGAAAAAAGUUUUAGAUCUUCUCCAUACCCGCCAUGAAGAAAAAUAUGCCAGAAACACUCUAAAAAUCCUUUAUACAAGCACAAUGAACUGAGAUAGAAUAAAUUGUUGACUUUGAAAAUGUUGUUAUUGGGGGAAAGUUUAGUUGAACUUUUUCACUGCACUAAAAAAAAAUUUCUAGUAAAGUCAAUUCAUUUUGAAAAACAAAAACUCAUGGGAAGAAAACGCAGCUCAGCGGAGAAAUGCGAGAAACAAAUAAUGGGCAUGAAAACUAAACAGAGAGGUUCUUUGUAACUGCAUAUUGCUCUUUUAGCAUUACGAAAGAAAAACUUUGCCAAUUUGCUGCCAAAUAGUUUGGAACAAAAAUUUUAUAUUGGCGAUUUUUUUCUUAAAAGGAUUAUGCCCUUGCGCUAAACUAAUGCAAGAGACUUAAGUCAUAACUUAGCACUGUUAUGGGCUGAUACCCAAAUCUGGACCGCACCUAGCAAUUUCUGCGGCAGCUAUGGAUCACAUAGCUGAUUCAAAAGUUAUUUGCUCCAAUAGUUUUAAGAAUAUUUGUGUUUUUAAACUUUAAAGCAGUGAUUUUUAAAUUGCAUUUAUUUAACAGAGUUGCCACUGGCACUAUUAUAAUAUUAUAAUAAGUGUCAUGAGAAAAAUAAAUAACAAACUCGGUUAGAGAUUUUUGAAUUUUCGCAUAUUGCGGAAAACCAAACAAACGAAAACAAAAACAAAAACAAAUUUUAAAUUUCCACUGUACAGCCAGAAUCUCUUUUGCCGAAAGGCCUAACAAAUGGCUAUCACUCACACACAAACACACACAUAAGCGCACCCUAGGCCUCUCUAAGUUAAUAAUUUGAACAAGUGUGUAAGCAAAUGCUUAGUUGAACUCAACAAAUCGCCAAAUAUUUCACAUCUGGCCUUUUGUGGUCGCCAUAGUUGUGCGGAAAAUUUGUGAAAUUAUGCUAAGGAGGAAAUUCGUGAACAAAUGAGAGCAUUAAGGCUGAGUGUACAUUUGUGCCAAAGAGAAUUUACAUCACACAUUUUGCAUAUUUGCGGGUAUCUGGUACUUUCAUUCUACGCACCGGUUGUUUUGUACACGUGACAUUACCACCAAGGCUCAUGUAUUACGAAAUGAUACGGUACAUGCAGCACACACCAUUUCUGUGUGUCCACAUUUGGAAUUAACAUACUUUAUAUGGAGCUAACGCUUUUGCUUUGAACUUGAAAAACUGCAGCCUUUACGUAAAUUCAAUUAACGCAUAAUGCAGAAAUGUUUACAAUCAAUCGCAAUUAUUGAAAUCAACGCAAAAAUUGGCUUCAAAAGUAGAAACGAACAGCUCGUUAUUAUAAUAGAUGAAUUGGAUUUUUGAAGCAAGCAACCGCCAGCCCAGCAUGUCUAAUUUAUAGAACCGCCGACAGCGACCGAAUAUGAAAUCUUAAAAUACACAGUAGCUAGCGUCCAAGCGCAUUUGUGUGCAAGUGUGCUUGUAGCACGCCGACGACUGCCGCAAUCGCUUGAAAAUGUUGCGGCAUUGACAAAUCGUUGCCCAGCGCUGCAGAAUGAAACCCCAGCAGCUAAUCUAAACUACGCAAAAAUUGUUUUGAAACCUCUCGAUAAUCAAAGGCCGCCGGCGAACGGGCACCAGAGUUGCUAAGCAACACACCGCUUCUCAACAACUCAUCCCUAAGCCUCCACUCAUUCCGGACAUUGACAGUCGCACAAAUUAGAUAACGACCGAGAGGCUGUGCCGGUUAUCGGCGCUUGGCUCAGUUGCUGUUGUUAAUUGAUUGCUUGCUGUGACUGUGUGCAACUGGUAGUAUGUGUGUGUGUACAGGUAGCUGCGAUGAGGCUUCCUCGAUAUACUUGCUUUCUUCGGAAUAUCAAUAAAUUUUUGGCUUAUGGCGCGAAGUGCCGCCGCGACGUAAACAGGUUAAGUGGUAAGGCUGUGAAAACGUAUUGCAUAAUUACUGACAUUCGGGUUUCACAGGCAUUGUUUAGAAAGUAAAUUACAUCAAUACAUCAGAGAAACAAUUCAAUUAAUUUAUUUAUUAUAAUUUUGCUCAUUUUGACGCUGAGUAUUGUGCAAACUGGAAGCUAAUUAUCUGGAGAGUGUUAAUUCAAUAGUUUUUGGCAUCUAAAACGCUUUCACGAAAAUUUCUCUAGUUAUGUAACUGUUUUGUACUGACUGCCGAAGUCAUUAAAGUGCAAAUUAGCUGCCUUUAAUAUUUCCUUAAAUGAAUAGCAUUCCAACAGAUUAUUAAAAUCAUUACAUAAUUACAAAAUUAUAAAAAAAAUCAAUUAAAUGCACCGCUUUUUAAAGAAGUGAAUCAAGCGUUUACUUUUCCAAACUUAUAAUGUGUUUAUCUAAAAUAUUUUUUCGACAAUUUUUGGCGAAUUUGUAGUUACAAAUUGCUUGAACUCGGCAACAAAAUACUCGCGACCAUUGGGAAAUUAAAUAUUCCUUGUUUGCUUUUUGAGCGAUUUCGCACGCCGAAUGUUUGUCAGUUGUUGUUAGAAAUAAAAUAUGAAAGCGGAAACAUAAAACAGACGCAGUCAUUGUUAUACCUGCGAGCGCAUUGAUAUGUAUUCCAUUAGCCAGAGCAUGAAAGAUUGUUUUUUUCUUAAGAUUUUUAGUGAAAAUUGCCAACAUUUGCGUGAUUUUAAGUCGAAAUAAAUGACGGCCAUUUAUUAAUAGGCAAGCAUGCUAAGGCUCUAUAACCAAAACGAAAUCAUCUCAUCACUCAUCGAAGCGUAUAUCGCUCAUACGCCAUGCCGUCAACCACACUCAUGCAAUACUUUGCUUUAACUGCUCUCUCUUUUCCCAGUAACCAAUUUUAGUAGAAUUCUUUAUACAGCAUUGUUUUCUAUUUAAGAAGAAUGCGUUUAAAACCUUUAUCGAAGCUCAGUUGCGUUUCAGACAAUAGCCUCGUUAAGCGUAAAAGAAGCACAGAAUCCAAAUGCGUUGUGACUUCAAUCAAUCGCUGUGAAAAAUGAAAACGGUCGAUUCAGAGGCAGUUCAUAUCAUCACCUUUUUUCCUUUCUGCUGACUGCUGCCUGCUGCCUGCCACUCUUUAUUCGUAGGAAGCACACAUAUCCUUUACUGUCACCGUUGUAUUCUAUAAAAUAUAAUAAAACGGGUCUAAACUCAUACACAACUGAUUUAUUACUGAAAAUUUGUACAUUUGCUUAUCAGCUUUCAAAUUCAACAGUACAUCGACAGAGCUAUGUUGGACUUUCACUACUGAGAAGCAGCUUUAUUAUGAAGAUGGAGACAAUAAUUUCAGCUUUGCAGCUUUCAUUAGAUAAUAAGUCGAUCGUAAUUACACAUACGGCACCGAUAAGUUAAUGGAGAAUUUAUUCAAACUAAAUUUGGUUAAAGUCCAUGCAACUAAUUUACUUCUUGGAAAGCUUAACACGAAAAUGUUGCACACUAGUACUCAGAUAAGCUUGAGGUCAUUCUAAAUAUUUAGCGACAACAAAUUCCUUCGAAUUCGCUGUGCACCUGAGAAGCAAAUACUAUCCAUAUAAGCACUCUCUCCUAAAAAAAGUUCUGCUUCCCUUACAGAACUAAUGAUUAAUUGAAAAAUAUAAAUAGUUAUAUGAAAACUUGUGUUACAUUACCAAAAAAUUAAACUUCAUUUUUUUACACUUUUUUAUUUAUGUCAAACCGACCUGCAGGAUAUACAUAAAUCCAAUUUAUGUCUCAAUAGCGCCAGAUCUGUGUAAAGUUUUAAAAAGAGCCAUCUACUAGGCUUGAACUCAAACAAACAGUUUCAUUGAUAGAUUUUCCUCAUAUUAACUGGUCGUUCAAUAAAGUAUUUUUUUCUUACAAUCAAGGGUUAAGUGCAUGGCUGAUUUUUCGAUCUAAUACUGUUAUGUUCUUUUCCAACCCCAGUGCAAACUUCCGUUCUUAAAAGGCAGUAAUGACAAGAUUAUCAAUCAAAGAUAUCAAGGCAACGCAGUUCAUCAAAAAAAGUAACUGGCCAUUGUGUGAACUAAUUGCAUUAGGAAUAUACAUUUUUAUAAAUUACAUGCGUUAACGAGCACAAUCGGCAUACCGCGCGCGUCAGACAUGUAUCGCAUUACCUAUUGGCUACUUUAUGGUCACUACAGUUACUCGCUCGCUCUGGGCAUAUUACGUUUCCGUUAUGAUUUCAACAAUCACAAAGCGCACACCACGCCUUUCAACACAUAUUACAGCAUUGUUAUGAAUGUGCUGACUCUAACAACGUUGCCUUGGAUUUACUACACAGCUGUACACACAUUUCUGCAAAACGAGCGUGUGGGCCGCCUAGUUCUCUAUGUUUUCAUCGCGACCAAAACACUGCGUUUACUGGCUGUGGCGCUGGCCAUCAUCUACAAUUGGCAGCGGCGUUACGAGGUCCUGACUGUUAUACGGGAUAUCAACCAUUUGCGUUCCGAUUACUUCGCACGCUUUCGAGUACCGUCCGAGUGGCAGCGACGCUUCGAGAUGAAGAUCAUAAAAAAUAUGCUCUCUGGUGUACUCGUCGAUGCCUCAGGGCUCAUCACAGUGUUUGGUGUAUAUGAAAAUCAGAUGAGCGCGUCCUUCAUUAUAAGCAACGUGUUGUUCUCUCUCAUCUCCAAUAUUCUGUAUCUGAUUAUGAAUCAGUACUACUUCGCCAUACGAACCGUUAUACUAUUCGGAAAUAUGUUAAACCACCAAUUGGCCGAUAUUAUUAAAUCUGCGAAAACCGUGGCACGACUACGAGAUUAUCCCGGCAGCCGCACGCAAUUCAAAGCGCGCUGUCUCACAUUAUGCCGCGAGCUGGACGAUUUGGCGAUGGUGCGUACACAGCUACAGAGCUUGGCCUUACGCAUAAAUGACAUAUUGAAAUGGCAAGGUCUUGGCGUGUUGAUCAAUAUGUUCAUUUUAAAUAUAUCUUUAAUAUACACCAUCUAUUCGAUGUUGUGGGUCGGCGAGUUCACAAUAAGUCAAUAUGGCUGGGUGUCUGUGUUGAUGGGGGUCUCAUAUGUGGUCUACAUUGUGGACAUGAAGGAUUUUUUGGGUGCGAUACUCGAGCACGUCGGUGUAUUUCACAAGACUUCUAUAUAUUUGGAACUGCAUACAAACCUGCCGCAGUUGGACAAGGUGUUCGAACAAAGCGUGGAGAGCUUUCAGCUGCAGCUGUCGCUUAACAAAUAUCAAUUGAGUUUAUUAGGUUUAUUAAAUUUCAACAGCGAAUGUGUGUUCUCAAUGUUUGCUUCGGUGAUUGUAAACUCUAUUUUAAUGAUACAAUUUGACUAUCAAUAUUUCCAGUAAUCCAACGACUUGGUUUAGUACAUCGGUAAGCUGUAACAAGCGAAUUUAACCCCUUACAAAGUUAUCUAAGACAGUCAAGGUGGAACCCCAUAGUCACCAAAAAAUGGUACUUUUAAAAAAAAGUUCAGCUAAGUGUGGUUAGUUAGCAAAGAAGACCAGGUUGCGAGAACUAAAGCUUACACUUGCAGCUAAAAGUUUACUAUGACACUACAAGAACUUUUAUCCCCGCUUACCGAAUCUUAAUAAAUAUAUGCUCCUUCGAACUAUGUGUGUGUAUAUACUAAAUUCUAAACUAAUUCGUGUUUAUUCGAGCAACAAAUGCAAUUCACACUUUAUUCGUCACUCUGGAAAUUGAUUUGCAGGAAGGAAAUCGAAUGCAAGCAGAGAAAAGCCAACGCAUUUAAGCGCGCAAUUCUCAUUGCGUCGAUAGGGGGUCACUGUGGUAGGAAGAGAGUAGCGAUGACAAUGCCAAUAAGACUGAGAUUUCAGUGCAGUGAUGUAAAAAUAUAUACAGCAGAUUAAACUCGCUUUCUAAACUGGUGCGGCUGGGCAGAUUUCAGCGAAAUCUCUGACAUUCAAAUUAUUUUAUCGUUGAAUAAACUUGUGUGUACUUAGCUAUU